ACCUACCACCAGGUGACGUUACUGUUGUCGUUGAUAAACAUCCUUCCUCGUACUAAUAGAUAUUGAUACGUUUUGGUGUACAUUUCUUCAAGUGGUGUCAAUUUCUAAAGGUGUUAAUCAGUGAAAUUGACAUAUUUCACUAUUGUUUUCAUUUACUGUUCGGCAACAUAAUAACAUUUUAUUACAAACAGUCAUAAUUUUUAAAAAGGGGCAAUGCCUGGUGAUAAAAAGGGAAGCUGUGGGUCGCAGUAUGAAAAAGCAAAAGAUGAAGUUUACGUGCUGAUGAGAUUUAGGAACGAGGUUUGUGAACUGGUGAGAACUGCCUGUUAUAGAGAAAAGAAAGUCAUCGAAAAUUAUAAUGGAAGAGUUCUGGGACUUGCUUCGGGGGUGACAAUAUACGAAGGAAAUUGGCCAUGUAAUCAAGGAGUAUUAUUGAUGCAAUUUGUUAACAAAGAAUGUGCUGAACGGUGGCUUAACAGUGACAGGAAAUUUCGGGAUAAAGAGUGGCCUUUACCAUCAUCAAGUUUAGAGAUUAUAAUUGCACCAUUGAAAUAUAAGCCUCCAAAAAGUCACUUAACUUUCCAACUUAUAGAGUUGUCUGAUUUUAUGGAUGCACAGUUCCAGGACCGAUAUGUAGACAAAGUUACCCCAAUACUGGACAGUUUUCAUGUAAAACAUGGCGUCGUGGCUUCUUAUGAAAUCGAUGGUUUUAGAAAUGGUUGGUUUAAAAGGGGAAGUUACUGUGUAUUGAAUGCUUUUGAUUCUCCAGCAAAUGUGGACGCAUUAUAUUACUCAGAUCAGUACGGUUCUUUGAAAGAAUACAGACAAUCAGCCUGUAGGACAGAAAACAUAGUGUUUACAUUGGACCCUGAUCUGAAGCCACCAAAGGAGUAGUGUAAUAACAGUCUUAUUUUUCUUGCAUUUCUGUAUAGUAACUUACCUCAUUAACCAAACUUUCUACCGGAAGAGAAACAUAGACCAUAGCGUUUAAACGUUUUCUAGAACUUUCCGUCCCUCAAACGCUUGAAUUGUUCGUAUUUUCACUGAUAUCAACAAGAAACACAACUCCUAUGAUAAAGCUAUAUUAGCAUAGAUUUAAUUUUAACCACAUCAUUGGAGUUGUAUAACUAUAAUAAGUCGUUGUUUAAAUAUUUUUUUUGCAAUACUUCUUUCGUUAGAUAAGUCCAUUUUCAAACUUCAGAAAAAACAACAACACAAAACUGAUAUUAUCACUGUCCCCAUAGUGAGUAAGACAUUUCCAAAUUAAAUAAAUGUUUAAAUUUUGCAAUGCCAAAUAGGCCAUUUGCAUCUUUCAAAAUUUAUUUUGAAAUUUAUCAUUGAUUCAUUGUUUGCAGUAACUUGAUAUGGUGUUUGGGUUUUACUUAUGUGAAUUUUUUGUAUCUGAAACAGAAGCACAAACCAAUAACAUACACAAAUGCAUGUGUCCUCAAUGUAUAAACAGUAUGGUCGCAAUAUAAGAUUAGUAAACAUGAUUUUUCCAAUAUGUUUGCUUUUGAAAAGUUUAAAAAAAAAAAUACUUGCUCUAUGAUUUUUCUUUAUAUAUGACAGAAAAAAAACUGUGAUAUUUGUUAGCGUAUUGCAAUAUACAUAUAUAUUUUGGAAGUUGCUUACAUUUAUUUUUUGUCCAGAACAGUUUCUUAUUAUUGUUAUUUUUUAUGUACGAGACAAUUAUUAUGUAGAUGUAGAGAAUAAAUCUUUGUAAUACUA
Mytilus californianus (California mussel) is the source of this 1728-nucleotide messenger RNA. RefSeq lists its product as uncharacterized. The record is from RefSeq and is a predicted model, not a curated record. The coding region runs from base 214 to 894 and encodes 226 amino acids. The transcript has 6 exons. NCBI's taxonomy places the organism in Eukaryota, Metazoa, Mollusca, Bivalvia, Mytilida, Mytilidae.